AUGACUCUGCUUAUGGAUUUCCAUGGGAGCAGAAAUAGGAACACAAAUACUCCUCCUAGGAGAGGCCUCGCAGCAAACGGUGACUCCAAGGACACCACACAAAGUUACACCCGGGGCAGGGACGGGCACGGAAGCCCCUGCGAGGACAGGCGGCCGCACCGCUGCUUUUCUAACCACCGGAUUCCUGAUGUGUGCAUUUCAAAGCAUCCACCCGCGGGGCUUCGGGACUCCCGGAGCUGCCCGGGCUUGGCAGGCCCCGGGCAGCGGCGGGGGGGCCGCUCGCUGGGGAACGGGUGUGUGAGCAACGUGUUCAGUGUUUCUGUCAAACGUGUUGUCAUUCAGCAGGUUAAUAAUUGUAGUCUGCAGCUGGUCAUUCAGACCUCAUCAAUUGCAGAUAAGAGCAAACCUUUUGAAUUCAGGAUAAAUAAAGAGCAGUCAUCUUUCCACAAUAGACUUCUGCAGCAUGAUUUGGAAAAAACCUACUCGGGAAGGCAAGGAGACCAUACAGUAUUAAGUCCUUUGGUGCGUAAUAAGCAGAUAUAUCUUCCAGUACCAUCCAGUCUGACAGAACUUUCUGGUUUGGACUUCAAGCAGGAUACAGGUUCUUUACCAGGAUUUGGCGAGUCCUCUUUUCACACCCCUACAAAAUCCAGAUCCCGACAAAACAGCCACAAUAUUGGUUCACUUGCUUCAGAUAAUAUAAAUUUUGGGAGCAGUUCAUCAAUAACAUUUCCUGUGUUGCAACGUACUGCUGAAGAAAAAAUCCUGAACUCUGAUAGACUCAGCCUGGAAAGGCAAAAACUAACAGUGUGCCCCAUUAUUGAUGGGGAAGAUCAUCUUCGCCUUUUGAAUUUCCAGCAUAACUUUAUAACCCGGAUCCAGAAUAUUUCUAAUCUGCAGCAUCUUGUUUUCUUAGAUUUAUAUGAUAAUCAGAUAGAGGAAAUAAGUGGGCUCUCAUCUCUUAGAUCCCUAAGAGUCCUUUUGUUGGGAAAGAACAGGAUAAAGAAGAUUUCAAAUCUGGAAAACCUAAAAAAUCUUGAUGUUUUAGAUCUUCAUGGGAAUCAGAUUACUAAAAUAGAAAACAUCAAUCAUUUGAGUGAACUGAGAGUGUUAAACCUCGCCAGAAACCUGCUGACCAUUGUAGAAAACCUUAACGGACUGGAUUCCCUCACAGAGCUCAACCUUCGUCAUAAUCAAGUCUCUGCUAUAAAAGAUGUGGAUACUUUGCCCUGUCUUCAACGUCUCUUCCUCAGCUUCAACAGCAUAUCUAGUUUUGAGGAUAUUCUGUGCCUUGCUGAUUCUUCAUCUUUGUCAGAUAUCACCCUUGAUGGCAAUCCAAUAGCUCAGGAGACAUGGUACAAACACACUGUUCUCCAUCAUAUGAUGCAGCUCCGACAGCUAGAUAUGAAGAGAAUCACAGAAGAAGAAAGACGUAUGGCAUCUGUUGCAGCAAAGAAAGAGGAAGAAAGGAAGCGUGAAAGCCAUAAACAGGCCCUGCUUAAGGAAAAGAAGCGAUUAACGAUUUCUAAUAUUGCUCGUCAGUGGGAGAUACAGCAGAAUCGAGUAGCUCUUGUGGCUUCUUUAAACCAAGAUAAAGAUAAUGAGCCCUGUCAGAUCAAUGGCAGUGCUGCAUAUGUGUUUCCUGAAGAAAGCAGGUCUCUUGAUACCAUACUGAGCAGUGCAGUACAAGGCCUGUCUGUUCUUGAGUCUCAUUUAGUGGAAGUGGAAGGAGACACUCUUUGCUUGUAUGGUGCUGGAGCACUGGAGUGCCUGGAUAGAAACUGGAGUGUUCAAACAGCUGGGACUAUUGUCACAAUCUCCUUUGUGUUCAUAGAAUUUGAUGAAAUUGUUCGAGUGUUAACAAAACUGAAGAUAAAAUUUCCUAAUUUUGUGCACCUGAAGUUUAAGGAGACAAAUCUUGUGGCACUGCAGCAGUUCAACGCACUAGCCCAGAUGCAUCACAUUGAACAGCUGACAGUUGAUCGUCAGGGAAAUCCGGUUGUCAACUUUACUUUGUGGAAAUACUAUGUUCUGUUUAGACUGAACCAUUUUAAUCUACAGCAGAUAAAUGGAAUAAAGGUCACUGAAAAUGAUCUUGUAGUAGCAGAAAGACUCUUUGGCAUUCUGGCAUAUGUAGCAUCUUCUGAGCUGCCACCUUAUCGUGUGCUUUCGUUAUUUGGAGAAUCUAGGAGGAAGCAAUUCCAUUAUCUGCUGGAGGGAAAGGCAAAGAAAUCUGGAAUUGUGAGUGAGGAAGGUAGUGAUUACAGAAGAAAUGGAGGGGAAAGCACAACUCGAGCAGCGCUGAAUUAUACAACAAAGGAAUUAUAUCUGGAAAAGCUUGAGGAAAUGAAGGAAAGAAAAACAUUUUGCCAGACGUACGUUGAGAACUUAGUGAAAGAAGCAGCUGACAUCAAUAUGAAAAAUGAGUCGUUGCAGAAGCUCUGGCCUCAAAUGUUCAUUGAGCUUGUCAGAGAUGCAGUGAUAGAAAUACGCAAUAAAAAUUCCUACAUGAAACUCUGCUUGCAGCGGAUCACUGAUCAAAAACAGUAGACCCAAGGCUUGUUGUCUUGCAGGCUUUUGGUUUCAGUAUUUUAUGAUGUUUUGCAAACUGAAAACAAUAGAAUAUAAAAUUACUAUCCCUAUGGCAUGCUUCACACACCCCCCCAAAGGGAUGCUUUGAAAUCUUCAUUAACUCUUGAUGGUUUUGGAAAAAAAAAGGUUACUUGCAUACUGCUUUAAUGAUGCUUCCUUGGUAAACUGAUGAGACAGAAUAGGAGUAAUCGGAUGAUUGUCAUGUU
Chaetura pelagica (chimney swift) is the source of this 2798-nucleotide messenger RNA. It is a transcript of the gene LRRC49, whose product is annotated as leucine rich repeat containing 49. Lineage: Eukaryota; Metazoa; Chordata; Aves; Apodiformes; Apodidae. The transcript has 19 exons. The record is from RefSeq and is a predicted model, not a curated record. The coding region runs from base 1 to 2550 and encodes 849 amino acids. Gene Ontology annotation, molecular function: protein binding.